Messenger RNA from Letharia columbiana, 786 nucleotides. RefSeq lists its product as uncharacterized. The coding region runs from base 1 to 786 and encodes 261 amino acids. The record is from RefSeq and is a predicted model, not a curated record. The transcript has 2 exons. NCBI's taxonomy places the organism in Eukaryota, Fungi, Ascomycota, Lecanoromycetes, Lecanorales, Parmeliaceae.
AUGAAGCUCCGCAGCGAGUCUCGCACAGUGGCUGCAUCUGAGACGCCCAUUGCCUUCAUGCUUCCCGCUACUUAUGCAAUCACUGUCAGCAACGCCUCCUCCCCUCUUUUCCGUCUACCUCAAGAGUUGAAAGAUCGCAUCUAUCAUUUCGUGUACGGAGGUCUGCACAUUCAUGUUGAGAACGAUUACAAUUCCGACCACUCAAGAAUCCGCCUAGCUGUUUGCAAGUUUACUAAGCAACACAAUAUCAACGAUUGUGCAGAGGAAAAGGGGCUUCACGUCGCUUCUCUGGUGACAUGCCGCCAAAUGUACCAUGAGGCACGGAGCGUGUUAUACUCCGCCAACAGUUUCAUCAUCUCUAGUCCUAGGUUAGUCGAUUCGUUCAUACGACGCCUCAAUGAUACCAGCUAUGACCGCCUCGCAGUGCGGAGUAUUCGCCUUCACGUUUACGUCCACGUCAGAAAUGAUGAACGCGAAUGGGACAAUACGUUUCGCUUCUUGACACAGAAUCUGAAGAAUCUUCGAUACAUAUCCAUCGAUGUAGACGUAUGCCCCUGGGAAUAUUUUUCCCCUAUGACGCGUCAACACAAUCCUACUUACGCAAAAAGGCUGUUCCUUCGGGACCUAGUGGAGUUCAAAAAGUUGCCGUUGAAGAAAGUCGAGCUUGUACUUGAAGGUUCUGAUAUUCUGGUAGGCAGGGCGCGUGAGGACAAAUACAUAUGGACGAACGCUCGGAAGCAAGAAUGGGUGCAAAGCAUGAAGAGCAAGAUGCUGGGCUCCGGUUGA